Messenger RNA from Diorhabda sublineata, 2245 nucleotides. Its product is annotated as sodium-independent sulfate anion transporter-like. The transcript has 9 exons. The coding region runs from base 88 to 2109 and encodes 673 amino acids. The record is from RefSeq and is a predicted model, not a curated record. Gene Ontology annotation, molecular function: sulfate transmembrane transporter activity. Gene Ontology annotation, biological process: transmembrane transport. Gene Ontology annotation, cellular component: membrane. Lineage: Eukaryota; Metazoa; Arthropoda; Insecta; Coleoptera; Chrysomelidae.
CACUUUAUUUGUGUAUAGCAGUCAGACUAGCGGUGCGCUGAAAAUGUGAUUUAAGAAAAUGAUAAAAACGUUAAUUUUCGUAUAUAAAUGAAUUCUAAUAGAGGAACUGAUUUUCCGCAAGAUCAACAUGUACAGCAAUUUAUUGGGAAAACCGAUGAGUCUCACGAUAAUCCAAAUUUUAACGAUUCUACUAUUGACAUAUGUACGUCCAGUCAAAGAACUAGUCCUUGUUUAGGAGGAGUUUACUCGGUUAAAAAUUAUUUAGGUAGUAACAACUUUUUAGUUGUCGAUGAAGCCACUAAAGAUACAUCGUUGACUGACGCCUUGAAAGAUUUGAUUCCUUGUACAAAAAAUGCAGUUGGAAAACUAUUUACAAAAAAAAUGUUGUACAAAAGACUACCGAUACUUAAUUGGUUACCGCAAUAUAAUUCCAGUUAUGCAGCAGGUGAUUUCAUAGCUGGAAUUACUGUCGGACUCACAUUAAUACCACAAGGGUUAGCUUAUCACAGUAUUAUCGGUUUACCCCCAGAGUACGGUUUAUACAGUUCUUUUAUAGGCUGUUUUAUUUAUAUAAUAUUUGGAAGUUGUAAAGAUGUACCUUUUGGACCAUCUGCCUUAAACGCGCUUUUAGCAUCCCAAGCUAUAAACGGAAAAGGACCGGAGCAUGCUAUAUUAUUAACAUUUUUAACAGGUAUUAUCCAGAUAUUAAUGGGCGUAUUGGGAUUAGGCUUCAUAAUAAAUUUUGUAUCAGCCCCAGUAUCGUCCGGAUUUACAUCAGCUGUAGCUUUGAUAAUAAUUACUUCGCAAAUUAAAGAUAUCUUGGGUAUAAAGCCUAAAGGAAGUACCUUUGUGGAAACUUGGUAUAGUGUGUUUGAGGAAAUUCGGAAUAUAAGACUCUGGGAUACCGUGAUGGGUGUAGUUUGCAUAAUUUUAUUAUUAAUUAUGAAGUCGAUCGGGAAUCAUAAAUUGCGAUCGACUGAAGGAAAAGCUACAACUUUCCAAAAAAUGUAUAAUAAACUAACUUGGACGAUUGGAACAGGUCGUAAUGCUAUUAUGGUUAUAAUUUGUGCUUUUAUUGGUUGGAUGUUCUGUAAAACAAAGAAUCCGCCAUUUUUGGUUAUUGGUCAUGUACCGCAAGGUUUGCCCACAAUCAAAAUACCUCCAUUUGGAUUCACCAGAGAAGAAAAUGGAACCGCAGUUGAAUAUACAUUUACCAACAUGGUGACUAAUUUGGGAAGUGGGAUCAUCAUAGUUCCCUUAAUUGGUUUGCUUGAAAAUAUCGCCAUAUGUAAAGCAUUUGCUAACGGGAAACCGGUGGAUGCCACUCAAGAACUUUUAGCUCUGGGCUUUUGCAACAUCGGUAAUUCGUUUGUCCAAGGUUAUCCAGGAACUGGAGCUCUAGGAAGAAGUGCCGUAAACAAUGCCAGUGGAGUUCGUACACCUUUGGGUGGAAUUUACACUGGAACUUUAGUAAUAGUCGCUCUUCUAUUUUUUACACACUAUUUCUAUUACAUUCCCAAUGCCGCUUUAGCGGCAGUCAUUAUUGCUGCUACUAUAUUUAUGAUCGAGGUGAAAGUUGUCAAGCCAAUGUGGAGAUCAAAAAAAAGCUGUUUCACGAUCUUUAUAGUUACAUUUAUAGCUUGCCUCGUACUGCGUUUAGAAAUUGGAAUUUUGGUGGGUAUCGGAACCAAUUUAUUGCUGUUGUUAUACCAUGCAGCAAGACCCAAAAUAAUUGUGGAGAAAUUAACCACCACAGCAGGAGUUGAAUAUCUACUUUUAACCCCCGAUAGGUGUCUGAUAUUUCCAUCUGCUGACUACGUUCGGUACAUCGUGACCAAAUACGGGGUACGCCAAGGAGUACCUCUAGUUAUAGAUUGUUCUCACAUAUAUGGAGCGGAUUUUACAGCAGCCACUGUUAUAGAAACAUUAAUUACAGAUUUUGCGGCGAGAGAUCAAACUAUAUUCUUUUUUAACCUUAAACCAUCCGUAUGCUCGGUAUUUGAAGGUUUAUCGCCGAAAGGUUUUGUUGUAUUUUAUAAUGCGAACGAUUUAGACGAUCUUCUAACUAAAUACGUAAAAGGAGAGAAUGUAAAAAGCCAAAUACCUUAAUCAAACAAACCAGGAAACUAAAAAUUUAUUUUCCAUUUCCCUGAUGCACUUCAAAAAUAUCUGUGAGAUCAAAAUAUAUGUAUUUUAUAUUUUUUGUGUAUUUCACAAUUUCCAAAUAAAGUUUUAAUCAAAUUGA